AUGGACAUGGCAUGGCCUGAGAGGCGGGCGGCUUAUCCCCACAAGCAUCGCGACGACGUGGGGGGCACCCGGGGAGAUCUGGGGCACGGUGAUUUGACAAAGGUGCGAGCUUAUCAGCUGAUUCCGUGGCUCAACUUGAGUUGUGGAGGAUGCCUUUCAGGUGUCACUCCCCGCAAAAACAUCGAAGCAGCGUCUGCGUGCAGUGGCACCAUGGGCGCCGGGGCCGGGGCGGAGCGGGCGGAGCGGCCGGCGGAAAAGCGGCUCUUCGUGGGUGCCAAUUGGAAAUGCAGCCUGGAGUCCGUGGAACAGGUGGAUCAGCUGCUGUCCUCCAUCGCGACGGCGGUGUCGGCGGAGACCAAGGGCCUGGCGGGCCUGGAACUGUGUAUCUUCGCGCCCUACGUCUUCCUGGAACGCGCCCGGCGGAUCUUGCCGACGGAGAUCCGCGUGGGCAGCCAGAACGCCUGGGAUGCGGCCGAGGGCUUCGCCUGCACCGGGGUGGUGACCUCUUCGAUGCUGAAAGGCAUCGGCUGCGACUGGGUCCUGCUGGGGCACUCGGACCGGCGAAACGUGCUGGGCGAGUCCCACGACCUCAUCAGCCAGAAAGUGAGGCGAUGUUUGGAGAGUGGCCUGAAGGUGAACAUCACCAUCGGCGAGAAAAAGGAGGCGCGCGAGAAGGGGCAGGAGCUCCAGGUGCUGCAGGAGCAAUUGGAAUCCGUGGCCAAGGCGGUUCCGGCGGACGCCUGGGAUCGGAUGGCGGUGGCCUACGAACCUGUCUGGGCGGUCGGUGAGGGCGCGGUGCCCUGCGAGCCAAACGAGGCGCAGCGCGUGCACAGCGCCCUGAGACAGUGGCUCAAAGAGAAGUUUGGAGAGAACACCUCGAAGUGUUUGUUCCUCUACACAGGCUCCGUGAACGAGAGCAACGCGGAGCACUACGCCGCGCUGCCGGACGUGGACGGAUUCGUGGUGGGCCGCGCCGGGCUGGACGUGGAGAAGCUCUCGGCCAUUUGUCGCACGCUGGUGAGCUGCAAAAGCGGCAGCGGCGCCUGAGGAGUGAUAUAUAGAUGAUGGGGGGUGCAUUCUCCCCAUUUUUCAACAAAUCAUUCUCGGGCUAAGAAUUUUUGUAUCAUACCAUCUCAUACUUGGUGUAGUUGAGGCUACUAACUGGCCUCCGAACAUAGCUAUGGUGGAAUAUAUCCACAAACAGUUCACUGGCCGCUCAAUGCAACACGCCUGGGUGCGGCUCUCCUUUCGAUGGCAAAAA
Molecule: messenger RNA, 1261 nt
Organism: Cladocopium goreaui
Lineage: Eukaryota; Dinophyceae; Suessiales; Symbiodiniaceae
Source: the annotation of a GenBank genome assembly